AUGUCUGAAGAGCGCAGCAAUCUGCUCUCUCUCCGCAGCGGCAAGAGGAGGAAGAGUGUCCGCCCCGUCAUCAGCGCCCCGAAGCAGAUAUCCAGUCCAAUUGUACACGACGAUGUAGGCAGCGGCGCUCCUAUUCCUCCGCUCCCUGAGUCUCGAGCUGGAGCAGGCAAUGGCCCUCGCCCGCGCCCUCGACCUCCGCCUGCACCGGGAGGAAAGACAUCCGAGAUGGUGAAGCGACGAUAUUCGUCACGCUUCGGCCAAGAAUACGAUGCCUCCGGUCUACCCCCUGCAGUCCCGGCUAUGCCAUCUCUCGACAAAUUCGAUCAGCAUCAUCACCACCCGGGCAAUCGACCAGCUGGGGGGGCGCCAGUCGUAGAUGUGAAGGCCAUCCGAGACCCCAACCUCGUCCCUGACCAGUAUGUUACCAGUGUGCUUUCCGAGGCGACCGACGAACAGAUUCUUGAGUACGAGAACGGGCUUCACAAGCUCAAAAUUCGGGCGAGGACGGAUCUUCAGCAGAAUCUCCUCCAGAACCGAACGCAGUUCAUUAAGAUCAGCAAGGAGGCCGAGAAGCUCAAGAAUGAGAUGCAUGCACUUCAAAAUUUGAUGGCUGAGCUGAAGACUAAUACCCGGGCUUUGCGAGUAACUUCGAAUCAGGGUGAUGAGUCGUCAGACCUUCCUGGCGGAGUCCCGUCGGGCUUGAGCAAGAGGGACAAGCGUAGCUCUGUUGCCGAUAGAAGCGCAUUAUGGAACUCGCAGAUGCAAGCCUUGUUCAAGAGUGUGGAGGGUUCCCAGAAAUUCCUGCCCAACGUUACCGGUCGUCAUAUUGUGCAGAACGCCGGACCAUGGGUUGAGUUGGACAACGCGACAUACAAGUCACGGAGAGCAAUGCAGAUUUUUCUUCUCAACGACCAUCUAUUGAUUGCUUCCCGAAAGAAGCGAAAGGUUGAUGUAUCGCACGGCGAUACUAGAAACGCUGUGACCAAACUGGUGGCUGAUCGCUGCUGGGCGCUCUUGGAUAUAGAAGUCGUGGACAUGGCUGGCACUGGGGAGUCACAUGGUGGGCGAAACAAGCUGGCUGAUGCCAUCAUGGUCAGAGGUGGCGGUCAAGAAUCAUUCAUUUAUCGCACCGAAAAGCCGGAAGACCCGGAAAAGAAGUCUUUCCUGCUGAACGUGCGCAAGGCUGUCGAGGAGCUUCGUAAAGGCCUUCAGUCAGAGAUGGAGGCAAGCAACAGAGCACGGGAGACAAUUAACUACUUCGCAUCUAGGGACCCUGGCCUUCUCCAGAAAACAGAGCUGUUAGCGACGUUGUCUGACAUUAAAGACAUGCUGAUUGAAGUGGAUGGGAAACAACAAAAUCUACGAUGGGUCGAGAGCCAGAUGGAUGAACUAGAUAUUGAUAUUGCUCUCCAGAGAUUUGAAUCGGCCGUCUCAACAUUUGAAAAGCUCAAGGGGCUUGCGCGUGGGCUGAAGAACAACCUGGUCGCCCAAGACUUUAUCAAUUUCAAGGUGGAAGAGAGAUGUGGCAAGCUUGCUGCCGUGAUACUCCGCGAACUGGGUGCAGAACACAAUGACCAGUCGAAAACCAAACGCAAUGUUAGCUGGCUGACAAGGCUUGGCUUCGAGGACCGGGCUCGUGAAGUGUAUCUGGCCGCCAGAAGCGAGAUGAUACACAAGAGGUCCAGACAGUGUAUCUUUCAAGGAGACUUGCAUCUUUACAUUUGGCAAGUCUCGUUUGUGUACUUCAUGAUUAUCCAUAACACGGUCAAGUGCUUCCAAGGUUGCUUCCCACCACCCAUGAUGAGCACUUGCGUUAAGUGGGGCAAGGAGCAAGUAGAGGCUUUCAAUAUGAUUCUGGCGAGACAGCUUAGCAGCACAAAACGAGGUGGGGAGAUAUGGACACAGUGUAUGGAGCGAGCAAAGGAGCACGCGGGGAUAUUGGGUGAGGUUGGCCUUGAUUUUGUGAAUUUGGUAGGGCGGGAUCUAGAGGGGCCCUCGACUCGUCCGGGCGAGAAUGCUGGUCUUGGGUUAGUUUCUUGA
This is a messenger RNA of Clonostachys rhizophaga, 2040 nucleotides long. Lineage: Eukaryota; Fungi; Ascomycota; Sordariomycetes; Hypocreales; Bionectriaceae. The record is from the annotation of a GenBank genome assembly.